This is a messenger RNA of Closterium sp. Naga37s-1, 1737 nucleotides long. NCBI's taxonomy places the organism in Eukaryota, Viridiplantae, Streptophyta, Zygnematophyceae, Desmidiales, Closteriaceae. The record is from the annotation of a GenBank genome assembly.
AUGCCCAUCGUCAGCGUUGCGAAGCUCGUUUGCGAAUGGCGAAGAAUUAAAGCGACGAACUUCGCUGGGGCAAUUGCCGCAGAGUCGCAGGCCGCAUCGCCUAGCCGCCAGGGUCCGUACACCUCUCCUCUCUCUCCGCCGCUCCUUCCGCACUUUCCCCCAUCUCCCGACCGUGGCUCCGCUACUGGCCUCGCCGCUGCGCCCCUUGCGCAAUUGCCACCAUUGCGCCGCUCCGCGACCUGUCCUCCCCAUCCUCCCCUCCUCCCCACCUCCCUUCUCCUCUUCAUACCCCCUCAUUCCGCUUCUCCUCCCCAUCCCCCUCUCCUCCCCAUCCCCCUCUCCUCCCCAUCCCCCUCUCCUCCCCAUCCCCCUCUCCUCCCCAUCCCCCUCUCCUCCCCAUCCCCCUCUCCUCCCCAUCCCCCUCUCCUCCCCAUCCCCCUCUCCUCCCCAUCCCCCUCUCCUCCCCAUCCCUCUCUCCUCCCCAUCCCCCCUCCCCAUUCCGCCUCCCCUCCUCACUCCGCCUCUCCUUCUCAUUCCACCUUCCCACCAGGCCGCGGCGGCGGGCGCAGGGGCGGCAGCGCCAGGAGGCGCGCGGUGGUGGCGUGUGCGCUGCUGGAGAGCCCACAGGCGAUCGACUGGGGGCUGAUGCCGCGCGCACUGAGGGGGCUGCUGGCGCUGCUGUGUGGUAACGGGUACAUCGUGGGCAUCAACCAGAUCUAUGACACCGACAUUGACAGGGUGAACAAGCCGUUCCUCCCAGUGGCAGCGGGCGAGCUCUCCCCCACGCUCGCCGCACUCCUCUGUCUGCUGCUCUCCGCGGGCGGCCUGGCGAUAGUGGCGCUCAACUUUGGGCGGCUCAUCACGGGGCUGUACGCGCUGGGGCUGCUGCUGGGCACGGUGUACUCCGUGCCGCCGCUGCGCCUCAAGCAAUACCCGCUCCCCGCCUUCCUUAUUAUCGCCACUGUGCGCGGGUUCCUGCUCAACUUCGGCGUGUACUAUGCCACGCGCGCCGCACUGGGUCUGCCCUUCGCCUGGAGCCCAUCGAUAGUGUUCAUAACGUGCUUCGUGACGCUGUUCGCCACCGUCAUCGCCAUCACCAAGGACCUCCCUGACAUCGAGGGCGACAGGCAAGACCUUUGCCACGCGUCUAGGAGUGCGCAACAUUGCCUUCCUGGGCUCGGGGCUGCUGCUCGCCAAUUACUGUGGCGCUGUCGCUGCCGCCCUGCUGCUGCCUCAUGGUGUAUCCUGAUCACGUGUCUCCUGGCAGGAGGUAUCCUGAUCACGUGUCUCCUGGCAGGAGGUAUCCUGAUCACGUGUCUCCUGGCAGGAGGUAUCCUGAUCACGUGUCUCCUGGCAGGAGGUAUCCUGAUCACGUGUCUCCUGGCAGGAGGUAUCCUGAUCACGUGUCUCCUGGCAGGAGGUAUCCUGAUCACGUGUCUCCUGGCAGGAGGUAUCCUGAUCACGUGUCUCCUGGCAGGAGGUAUCCUGAUCACGUGUCUCCUGGCAGGAGGUAUCCUGAUCACGUUUCUCCUGGCAGGAGGUAUCCUGAUCACGUGUCUCCUGGCAGGAGGUAUCCUGAUCACGUGUCUCCUGGCAGGAGGUAUCCUGAUCACGUGUCUCCUGGCAGGAGGUGUCUUGAUCACGUGUCUCCUGUGGGAACUCUACCAUGCUCCCUCCCUUUGCCCCCCGCCCUCUCUCCCCUGCCCACCCAUCAGGCGUUUCGCCAGGCUGUCAUGA